Fusarium venenatum is the source of this 1203-nucleotide messenger RNA. NCBI's taxonomy places the organism in Eukaryota, Fungi, Ascomycota, Sordariomycetes, Hypocreales, Nectriaceae. The record is from RefSeq and is a predicted model, not a curated record.
AUGUCAUUACUUGCCGAUCUCCCAACCACUCAGCCGGACGAGGCCUUUGCUCUCGUAGCCGACUUCAAAGCGGACACGAAUGAGCAAAAAGUUGACUUAUGUCCAGGGUUCUAUCGUGAUGAUAAAGCGAAGCCAUGGGUUCUUCCAUCUGUCGCCCAGGGUAAAGAGCGCAUACAUGGGGAUUCAAGUCUCGAUCAUGAGCAUCUCCCUCUUGCCGGUCAUCCAGGGUUACUCCUUGGCUCGCAAAAGCUUCUGUUUGGCACAACACGAGACCUAAAGCGUGUGUCGUCGAUUCAGACAGUCUCAGGUACAGGCGCGAACCAUAUCGCUGCUCAGUUUCUCGUAACGAAACUCAAGUCUAAAACAGUCUGGAUCUCCAACCCAAGUUGGAUCAACCACACGGAAUAUGGAAACUUGCCGGUUCGGACAUUCAACAGCGAUUUUACCCGUACUAUGAUGCAGGUGGAUUUCGAGGCGAUGACAGAGACUUUGCGCAAAAAUGCGCGUGCUGGAGAUGUCAUCAUCCUACACGCAUGCGCUCAUAAUCCCACAGGUGCAGAUCUUACAAGUGAGCAAUGGAAAACCGUCGCAGAGAUCUGUAAGAAGUCGAGUUUAUUCCCGGUCUUUGAUAUCGCCUAUCAAGGCUUUGCAUCUGGCGAUCUCGAUCAAGACGCUUCCGCAAUAAAUCAUUUCUAUGACAGAUCAGACCUAGAGUUCGCAGUGGCGCAGUCCUUCUCGAAGAACUUUGGACUGUACGGGGAGCGUAUCGGGGUCCUUCAUGUCGUCGCACUCGAUAUGGAGACUGCCGCGAAGCUCACGCCGUUACUUACCCGACUAUCACGGGCUGAGAUUACGUCUUGCCCCUCCUACGGCGCAAGGAUAGUAGCCGAGAUCCUGAGUGGUCCGAAUCUUUACGAGCAAUGGCUGCGAGAUCUGGUGACAAUGAGCGAGCGUAUGAAAAGUAUGCGCAGAAGUUUGUAUCAGGGACUAAAACGCCGAGAAGUAAAAGGAUCAUGGGAGCACUUGCUUACCGAUAUCGGCAUGUUUUCCAUGACAGGACUCACCCGCGCACAAGUCGACAAGCUUAGAACGGACCAUCACGUCUACCUUCUUCCCUCUGGGAGGUUGUCUGUGACCGGAUUGACAAGUGGCAACGUAGAUUACGUUGCGGAGGCUCUUCUUACUGUGCUAGGCAAGAAUUAG